This is a messenger RNA of Cephus cinctus (wheat stem sawfly), 3175 nucleotides long. RefSeq names its product WD repeat-containing protein 60. The record is from RefSeq and is a predicted model, not a curated record. Bases 143 to 3145 code for a protein of 1000 amino acids. NCBI's taxonomy places the organism in Eukaryota, Metazoa, Arthropoda, Insecta, Hymenoptera, Cephidae. The transcript has 16 exons. Gene Ontology annotation, molecular function: dynein light chain binding; dynein heavy chain binding. Gene Ontology annotation, biological process: intraciliary transport. Gene Ontology annotation, cellular component: cytoplasmic dynein complex.
CGCCGCUUCGAUUUAGCGGCAUGAUUUUCAUACCGCCUAAAACCGUAGCGUUGUGCAUCUCCCUCCUCAUCUCUGGUUGCAGUUACCACAGUUUACAUCAUGGCGACUUCACGACUAUCAAAACAAAUCAAUUAAGUACAUAAUGUCAAAUAAGGGUGCAAUUAAAAAGACUCUUGAGUCCAAAGAUGGAUCAAGAUCACAUACACAAAGCAAGAUGAAAGUACGUACAUCGACUGAUAUUAGUUCUGAGUCUCAAGUUAAGUCAGACGUUAAUGAAAAGAAGGUUCAACAAUCUGUGAACCGAAGAGGAGCUGGGGAUGUAAAAUCAAAACCUUCGCAAAAUGUUUCCAACAAACUCCUAUCCAGCAGGAGCAAAUCUAAAGACAGUGUGCCACAGAAACAAACUACACAACAAAAUGUUUUAUCCUCAACAACAAAAACUAGUGUUAGCUCUCCUCGGAUACAGUCUCAGCUGACCAACAGAAACACAACUACAAGAGUUAAGUCUGAAGUAUCAUUAAAGACUAAUAGUAGCAGACCUAUUGAAAAAAAUAAAUCCAGAGAGAAAAGUAAUACUGGCUAUAUGGAGAAACGAGGUUUGAGUACAGUUUACAUGCCUAAAUCAAGUGCCAGUAAAUUAGCAUCGAAGAUUACUGGACAGGUGUCUACUCCUAAAAGUAUACAAUCCUCAAGACAUAGAGAGAAUGUGGCUAAUCAGGAGAAAAUAACAAAAUCUAGACCAAGACAACCAUCUAAAGAACGUAGAAAAUCCAGAACUUUAAGUCCAAGUGAAGUUAAAGUGUUACAUACAGUUGUGAAUGUUACAAGUGGAUUAAAAGAUACAAUUUCUCAGCAACAUUCAUCAAACAACUUUAAAAAUAUACCUAAUGAUGCAGAGGAUGAAUAUGAUUACGAGGAUGAUUUUGAGGAUUAUGAGUCAGAUUUUCAAGAAUGUACUGACAGCGAAGAAUCUCAAAUCAGUGAAGAAUCUGAAGACAGUACCAGUAGUGUUACGAUGGAACCAGUAGAGUUGCGAACAGAAACUCAAGUACAACGAAAAACGAUACCUAGUGCUGAAAAUCGCAAAAUAGAAGAGGAGCAUAUGUUAGAUUCCGGGCACUAUGAAUUGGCGGAAGCUCGAAAAAGAGCAGCUCGUAUAGAAUCAAUGUCCGCGAACCAACCAAAAACACCGCCUUUACCGGAAGUGCGACAACCAGUUGCCAGAGGGUAUAGGGAAGAAAAGAAUUCAGAAACUAAAUCACUGCCCUUGUCGACUGACGAAGGUUUCGAAGAUGGCCGUUCUGGCGAUUUUACAAAAUCCCCACCGAUUUCGCAAAUGUGUUAUAUCGAUUUUAAAAAAUGCAAAGAUGAUAAAAUUGAAAAGGAGAGAUCCAAAAUCCUAAGUCGCGGUCGUGAAUUACUGGGAAUGAUUAAACUGGAUAUUAUCGAAUGGUCCCUCCUGGAAUCAUCACCAGUCACGUAUGAAGAAUUUAUCUGUAAUUACGGGAAACUAAAUACUCAACAGAUGUCUGUCCAAACUAACGAAGAUAAUCUUAAUAUGGAAACACAAACGGACGAUAUCACAUGCAGUAAUAAAUGGACACAAUUUCCAGUAUCUUGCAAAAGAAAUCUAAAUUCUAGCGAAGAUAUUAAGUUAUUCAAAAUGGAGCAAAUCGGUGUCGGAAGUGACGAUUCAAAUUUUGAAAGUCCAUCCCCACUUCCUAAUUUCGAUAUAUUACAGUUAAACGACUUUUUAAGUAAAGCUGGUAGAAUGAUGUUGUCAUUAUUAGAAGAACGGAAAUUCGGUGGCAGCGUACUGCAAAAUGACAAACACGAAUUACCGUUCAGUAAUGGUUUAAUUAGACUUUCUAUUGACUCCGUUACUUUUCUAUCUGGUAGACCAGUUACUAUUAUUCACUAUUCUGAGGCACUGAGGAAAGUUUUACUUACUGUUCAUUCACCAGUUGAUGAGGUACAGGGAAAUGGUAUUGAAACUUCCAGCAAACAAAAUUAUAUCACUGAUUCCAGUAUAGGAUGUAUAUGGAAUAUAUCAGAACCAUCGAAACCAACAAAAUUAUUUUACUCACCUUCUCCAAUAAGUGCUUGUUGCUUUCAUUCGAUAUAUUACAAUGUUAUAUUUGCUGGUCUUCGGGAAGGUUCAAUAAGUUUAUGGGAUUUGAGAGAGGAUGAGAUGUGGCAUCAGAGAAUUACUGAUAAAGCUAAUGAAACAGAUUGGAUUAUAAGAUCGGCCACUUAUACUACUGCAGGAAAUAUAGAAAAUGGACAUACAUCAGAAAUUGUAGCGAUAAGAAUCUUAUCGAAGAUUCACAGUGAAUCAAGUGGAUCGUUGCUCAAUCAAUUUAUACCAAUACAGAUAUGCAGUCUGGAUGAAGAUGGAUGCUUGAUAAUAUGGAGCGUCUUAAAAAAUAUAGGAGUGUCUAAUGAUGAUUUAGGAUUAUCCCAAUGGGGUAAUGUAAAACUCGUUAAAAGUCAAGAGAUUCUUGUGGGCUCCAGGAAAAGUAAAAUAGAUCAAGAUCUUCAGGGAUUCGUUGAUAUGCAUGUUGAUAGUAUUGAUGCUAAUAACAUUUACUUGGCUACUAACUCCAGUAACAUACUGCGUGCUACAUGCCUUGGGCGUAAAGUCAGUCCAUCAAUUUAUAAAGAAAAUGAUAUGGAUGUCUCUGGUGCUACAACGUGCAUAGAGAGGUGUCCAUUUAAAGAGUCUUUCUUCCUUGUUGGCUGCAAUGAUGGUACUGUGAGGCUACAUUCUUUGAACGUGGAACGACCCCUUUUACAGUUGAAAGACGCACAUUGCAAAAGUGCUAUUAGGAAUAUUCAGUGGUCCAAAUCAAAACCGUUCACUAUAUACGUUCUAGACUACGACUCAAAAAUUUGUAUAUGGGAUUUGGGAAGCAGUGACUUAUUCCCAAUAUAUGAGAUAUCUACAAAUCCGUGGGGACGUAUAUGCAGUAUGGAAUUAUCUCCUUGCAAAAAUGAUCAUGAUAUGAUUAAUCAAUAUCUGGCUUUCGGUACUGAUACUGGAACAGUGGAGAUACACAUGUUGAAGAAAGAUUUUCAUUAUUCAAAAAUGGAAGAGACUCAAAAAGAUUUGAAUACAUUUUUACGUUAUGUCGAGAUCUUAUAAUUUAAUUCGUAAUAAAUAUUAUAAGUGCUU